AUGAGGGCUCCUCCAACUGCACUGACGGUAAGCCUUAAAAUAUAUUAUUUCUCUCCGAUUGGUUUUGAGGAACUUUGGAAGCGUUGCUCGUAAACAUUUCUCAUGAAUUCCCAGUUUUCAAUUAGCUUUAGGUGGAUAAAGGAUAGCGUUGAGCAAACAUUGGCGUAGAGGUAAACCGUCUUUUAGUAAGGAUAACUUGCUGCUGCUACUAUUAUACUAUAGCUCAUAGGAACCUACAUUCAGAGUUGUUUUACUUCAUGAAGCUCUCAAUUUAAGUUGUUGUCCCGUUUGGAGCAUCAUCACAGAAAUAGCAGUUACUAAUCAGAAAAGAAACAAUUUAAAGCGAGAUAAGCGGAGGAGUUCAGGACGUGUCUCUCUGAAGAUAUUAGUUCUUACGCAGAAUUGCCCCUUUUAGGCAUUUUUACAGAUAAAUUAUUCUAGUCAGCUCAGCUUUAGAGUACCUGAUUGUUUGUAGUUUGAACAAUCACUGAUUGUUUUGAACCUAUCACAACACAGUAUUAGCUUCCCAUUUUCCUUAGUAAACAUCAUAAAAUUCAAACAUGCAUCGCCAAUCAAUGUCAUACCCCAGUAUGUUAGUUCAAAGUUGAAUUCUUACAACUGUACAACGUCAAGACUAAAAAAAAUAAAAAUGGACAGGUUCGCAAUAUAACCGUGUUACUUUCAAAAGUAUAAGUGAAAAAAAAAAAAAAAAAAGAGAGAGCGAUAUUUGACUGAUUAUAUGAAGCCGAUGUGAGUGAGAUAAUGAACAUUUUGCGUUGCCAUUCUGAGCGAAAUACUACAGUGUUACCGUAUCUUAACACACGCUUAAAACAAAGUUGCUUUAAUGAAACAUAUAAUUCAAAGUAUCUCACCUUUGAGAGAACUUAACUAGUAGUCUUUCCUAAAGCAUAAUUACUUCUCACAGGAACUAAAAGGCGCCGGUAAUUCCUUGGUUUCUCCAGCGUAUAAUUAACAACGUAAGCUUUCAAAAAGACCCUAAAGUUUCCAUCCACAUGAGAAAGCUUAAUAUUUGUUUUUAGAACUAUAGAGUGACUGAUCAAUCCCCUUCAAUAUUCGUUGAUUUUUACCUUUCCUUAUAUUUUUUGGCCUCUUGACUUCAAGAAAGGAUAAUUUAGUCUGAGAAAUUUAACGUGUCAGCAUAAGGAUAUGAAGAUAAAACAACUUGAAUAGAUUGGAAUGUCGGAGUAAUUACAAGAUCCAUCGGCACGGUGUUCACCAUUAUACAAUGUUUCGUGUUGCCCAGUGAACUGAAAUUGCUGUCGAAAGCAAAAGCCUUCAGAUAACUUAAAGACAUAUUGAGGAUAGCUUUCAAAAUUGAAAACAAUACGGUAUUGAUUACUUAUUACAAUGAAACAGAAGAACAAGAUGGUUGGUGAAAUCCUUCCCUAACAGGCGUCGGUGUGAUGUACGUGAGCUGAACAGCAAUUGCUUUUAAAACUUCUUCCCUGAAAAUUCUUCUCAUUCUGGUCUUUUAGUCGCUCACUUAACCCUUUGCGCGAAAACGAUUGGAUUUAGCACGUUGCUAUAGGACCUAAAGACUCUUGGACUGUAUUGAAUUUCUAUUAAAAAACUUCUAACUGCCAUGCGCAGAAUAACUUAAUAUACGAAACGAACACGUAAGUGAGCCAAUAACCGUCUUCCCAGAAUUGUUGACAUCAGUGAUAACUGGGAUAUUAGACCACUGGCCUGGUUAAAAUUACAAUAUAAAGUGAUAUAUCAUAUUGCCUCUGACAAACAGUGUGGGGUAGCAAUAAUCAAUUAUCCUUUUUUUUUUCCGUAGUUAGUGCUGGCAUGCAUUACAGUGACACAGUCAUUACCUUUUCCUAGUCCAACCACGAGACCGCCUCCUAAACCAGGUGAAGCUGUGGGGUGAUUUUAUGAAUCGCACAAAUGUCGCUGGGCAUGUUACGUUAAAAAAUCCAGUACAGUUAUGGCUUUUCACAAUACUCAUUUCUCCACUGGUUAUCAACAAAAAAAGCUUAACAUAGGCUGCGAAGGUUUUAAAAAGGUUCAGAGACCUAAAAUCCAAGCUAGAAUCCAUGAAUCCAUGGUGUGGAAGAUACAGUUGACGUAAAACAAAAGAGAACAAAAAUACAAAACUAUGAAACAAUAAGGAAAACAAUGAAAACAAUAGGUUCAUGAAGUUGUGUUUUAGUUGUGAAGUGUCCUGUGUCUUCCAUUACAGGAUUGAGCCAGUUAACUCGAUCAAAACUGAUCAUUUAUCAGGAGUAAUGAUACACUCUCAGAAUAAUAUAUUUUGUAAAUUAUGAGAUUGUUUGUUGAAUGGGAAAAUAUGUUAUUCCUCUUAUUAACGUUCAAAUCUUCUUUAAAUUUCUCAGUGGCACCAGGGCAAUGCGGUGGUGCUUUAGUGGGCCCAUCCGGGAACUUAGCAUCUCCUAAUUACCCUGGUAACUACCCCAGCAACACUUAUUGUGUGUGGACCGUAACAGUGCCUCCGGGCUCACAAUUCAGGAUUGACUUUCUCUUCUUUGACACAGAACCUUGGUGAGUUAAAAAUGUUUUUUGGUUAACACCUCAGGGUUUUUUUUUAAAGCUUUUUUUUCUUUGUCCGCUUUUUUUUUCUUCUUUGCUUUAACACUGAGGUUAUAAAGUGUCGAAGGGGUUGCAAUAUUGCGCUCUCUUGAAAUUUGAAAUUUUUUGAGGCAAUGGAUUUGUGCUUUGCCUGCUUGUGCAUUUGUUGCUUUAGUGGUCGCUACAAUCAUUAUUAUUGUUAUCCUGACAAUGAUCAUUUUUUAUAUAUUGCAGCUAUGAUUUGGUUAAAGUCUAUCAGGGAAGGAGGCUGAUCCGUCGUCUGACACGAGGAGGAGAAUCUGAGGACGAUAAAUAUUUCAAGGAUAAAAACGAUGAUAACGAUGAUGACGAGUGUGAUGACGAUGAUGACGACGACGACGACUACGAUGACGACAAUGAUAAAAAUGGAAAAAGAAAUUACAUGUUUGCCGAGCCUCUGAGAGCAGACAGAAAAGCGAAAGUCGUCUCUGUUCAUGGUAAUGGGGAACCCGUGAGAAUUGUGUUCAAAUCCGAUCCAUGGGUGACAAGGAGAGGAUUCUUUGCCCAUUACACUAUGGAGAAAGGUAAGACACGUGCGCACAUUAAUCAAAUCAAGAUAUCAUCCGAUUCAAUAAAGAUGCAGCUAUCCUUAGUCUUAGUAUCAACGGGCUCAAUAUAUAUCUGCUGCUAACUUUUUGACCUAUAAUAACGAUACGUGAACAAUAUCGCGUAGAUCCCACUUUAUUGUCACAAGAAUAAAGGAAAUGAUCUCUAACAAAAGAAGGUUGUUGAACAAAUUUUCCUUGUAAACACCCUAGGAAAUUUAUUGGGAACUGUAUGAAGAGUAUGAGUACUUAUUUUAGGAUGUAGAGGUUUGUUAUAACAUAUUGACUUUUAAUCCCCUGAAUCUCCUUGACCUAACAAUCUAUUCUCUCUUUUAGCCCUUUGUGGCGGUCCUUUGGCUCCAGCAUCCGGGAACAUUACCUCUCCCGGUUUUCCAGCAAAUUAUCCGAACGAUGUUGAAUGUAGAUGGACUAUCACAGUUCCCCUUGGAUCCACUUUGGUUUUAAAUUUUCGGGCCUUUGAAACUGAGCGGUGGUGAGUCGACUGUUCUUCAUCAAGUUGUAGAGAAGGGAGCUAAUAGAAACUAUCCAUGUGAAGUGAUGCGGCUUUUGUUAUUAGUUAAAGCGAAUGUUUCUGUUUCAGUUCAAGGUUUGGAAACAAAAGGAAAAAAGUUACUUUUUAAAAAAUUUCAAACAAGAACUAUUUAGAACCCAGCAAAGGAGAAAAUAAAACCUUAAUCUUUUCAAUACUUCUUUAAAAGAGGUAAACUUUAUUUACAUCGGGAACAAUAAGCAAAAAGGCUAUCCUUGUAUCGUCCUUUUCUUUUGAGCGACAUAUUGUAAGUAUGGUUCUAUUUCCCUUCGUGUUUGUUUAACGUAACCUGGCUGAACUUGAGGUUAAAUCGAAAACUUUACAGUCAAAUCGUAUCAAGGUUCCACGCUUUUAUCGUUUGGGUGAGUGCGUCAAUUUUCCUCUUUUAUCUAAAUUUCGAAAGCAAAAGAGUGAAUAAAAUUCUGGGUAAUGUAAUCUCGUUUCAUAAAAAUUACUUAGAAAGUCGAAUCGUGAUUAAGGGUUGUGUGUUGAUAACUUUGCUGAUUGUUGUCAUCAGCUUUCAGUUCAGUUUAUCUUAUAGCUGUUAGCAAAAGCUUUUUCCCCUUUUGUAUCGGUAGUUACAUUUUUUUUCUUGCAGUUUUGAUCACGUCAAGAUUCUCCGUGGCUUUCGAGAGAUACGUAGUUUGAGUGGCAUAUACGGGGCUUAUUCGUGGUUUACAGGGAGACACGACGAUUUCUUAGACGAUGAUUGUGAUGAUGACGACGAUGAUGAUGACGAUGGCGACGACGAUGACGAUGACGACUGGAAGAAAAAAUUCCGUUUUGGAUUCGGAAUGACAAGAUUUUAUGGUUUUCCAUUCCUGCCUCGAGUAUAUAUCCUGGGAAAUGGCGAACAGAUAUCGGUUAAUUUCAAGUCCGACAAGAUAAUCACCUUCAAAGGAUUUGAUGCCACUUAUCGAGUUGUACGAGGUAACGUGCUCUUCGUUCUUGAUAUUCUGGAGGUACAAAUAAGAAUAAGAAAAUUAUGCACAAAAAGGCAGCUCUGAUUGUAAAACAUUAGAACCAAUAUGGCUGCAAUAGUUUAUUGAGGGGAGAACGCUGGUGGGUUUAAUUUCCUUUUCUUUAUUUUUAGCAAAAUAGGAGUAAAAAUUGACUCGGCAAUUACUUUGGAAAGGUUGGUUUUGGACUUCUUGCUAACUGAGAGUAUAUUGAGCCUAACUUUCUUGCCCCCAACUAUGGACAGUAUCUGAGGAAAUACGUGGCACAAAACUGAGCAUUGUCCAUUGCUUGGGUCUUUUGAUACGCUGCGAAACCAAAAGACCUUUUCUAUGAAUUAAAUCAUGCAUUCAGCAGUUGCUAAAAAAUUGUAAGGAAUAAUGAAGAUGAAGUUGACGACAACAGAAAGAAUGGCAGGGUUUAAAUACUGCUCUAGUAUUAAUGAAAUACAAAUAAAUUUCUAUUGGUUUAUUGGGGUGAUCACAUGACCUCCCAAAACAUGACCUUUGGAUUGGCUCUGACUAAUCAAAGCAAGCGUAACAUCGCAUUAUUUCCUCCACAAACUUCAACUUGACUCAUGCGUUUUCUUUUCAGGUCCAGUGGAAGGAAAGUGAUCAGUGAUGCCUGUAGAACGAACACUUUUGAACAAUGACGUGAUAAGAUUUCUCUCGAUGUUUAUUUUUCUGCCCUCAACUAUCGGUUGUUCGUUGUUCGCUUUUAUGUAACCUUCACAAGUUUCUCUUCCUACAUGUUGUUGACAAUGUAUGUUAAACUAAUGUGAAAAAAACAACUUUGAUCCAGUUUUCUUGUAUAUGAGAUUUACGCGACGUGCGAGAUUUACUAUCAAAGUUUUCAAUCUGGAAAUAGAUACCACCCUUCUUGUAAAAUUGCUGAAAGAAAAAGGGCACAGUAGAGAUGUAACGUGCAUUGAAUUCAAACUCACAUGAGUAAUAAAAAGGCAACUUACAGCGGCGCUAAUGAGAAAUGAAUAAGUAAACUAACGACAACCUUGAUGAAUCGUAUGUUGCCGAGGGCGAUCCACACUUCAGUUAGCAGACUAUUUCUGAGAGGUAAUUUCUCACCAGCAUAUUGUCACUGAUGCUAAAUUGCAAUCUACGAUUCAGCCUCUGUUUUUCUGCGUGUAUCAUACCCUUG
This is a messenger RNA of Pocillopora meandrina, 5799 nucleotides long. The record is from the annotation of a GenBank genome assembly. NCBI's taxonomy places the organism in Eukaryota, Metazoa, Cnidaria, Anthozoa, Scleractinia, Pocilloporidae.